Messenger RNA from Paramisgurnus dabryanus, 1506 nucleotides. NCBI's taxonomy places the organism in Eukaryota, Metazoa, Chordata, Actinopteri, Cypriniformes, Cobitidae. The record is from RefSeq and is a predicted model, not a curated record.
GCGAUUACUGGCACAUUUGCUUUAAGAAUGAGCAUCAUUAGUUCUGCUUUACAUGACAUUAUAAUGGGAUAACAAGAGGAGAUAUUUACCUCUGGUCACAGAUGAAGAACACAAAACGGUUGAGAAGAGUAAAGAAGAAAACAGCAACUAUACAAAUAAUCAAGGACAUCACCUGUUCAUCUCUUCUACAGUAAAGAUGUGGACGUCUGGAAUUCUCUUUGUACUGUUAGGAAUGGACUUUUCUUUCCAAACAAACCCGUCCUCUUCAGAUAAUUUGGCAUUACGAGGACAGGCUGUACAGUCAUCCUCAUAUUCUAAUUGGGUAGCAGGAAGGGCCAUUGACACUUCACCCUCAACCUGCUCCUCCACAACCACAUCUAGCAACCCGUGGUGGAGACUGGAUCUUCUGGAUUCUUACUCCAUCUCUCGAGUCGUCAUCACUAACAGAAAGGACUGCUGUCCAGAACGACUUAACGGAGCAGAAAUUUAUAUUGGAAACUCUUUGGAAAACAAUGGCAACAAUAAUUCCAGGUGUGCUGUGCUGUAUGGUGUGUCAGCGGGUCAGUCUGUGUCUGUGUCCUGUGACAAUAUGAAGGGAAGAUAUGUGAACAUCAUCAUACCUGGAAGUUCAAAAAUUCUCACUCUCUGUGAAGUGGAGGUGUAUCUGCCAAGCUGGAAAAAAACUUUUGUGAAGAUGACAUUUUUGUCCAGUGUCAAUAUGACUGAUCCAGCUGUCAAUAACAUGGUUCUUGAUCAGCUAAAUACCGCUCUGACAUCUAAAGGAAUCUCAAAUUUCACACUGACCUGGACAAAACUCCCUCAGAAAGUCAAACAGGAGAUUAAACUGGAUGAUGAUGAUGAUGAUGAGAAGUCCAUGUGUUAAAGAAGCUGAAUAGUCCUGAAUAAACAAACACUCUUUAAUGAAAAAGACUUAGUUUAGUUAAAGUGAUAUUUGUUAGUUUAUUUUAGUUAUUAGUAAUUGAUUGGUGUGAUGAUUAGUUUUUCUUUAAUUCUCUUCUUGUUCAUUUUAAAUGUUAAAGUUUGUGACUAAAGCAAUGAUGAAUUGGAUUGGACCUCUGCCCUACAGUUACAUCUUUGAUCCUCUCCAACAUGUCAUAGAGCUAAAAUAAAAUAAAAUAAAAUAAAAUAAAAUAAAAUGUAAAAAUUUUUUUUACAACUGAUAAACAUAAUCAGCUUUCAGUUCAUGAACUAUAUUAUUUGGUGGAAUAAUCUUUUAUGAUUUUUUAGAUUAUUAUUAUCAUGAAUACAUCUUUAGCAUUAGUGUCUUGAUCAUAUUGCUGUUUAAACUGUUUUAUUAAAACAACAAACCACUGUGCAUUACUGUGCAUUUACCACAGCGAAGGGGGCAGACAUUUCUAAUGGAUGCCUGUUGCUUUUAGUUCAUUAGAAAGAUUAUCCAGUGGUGUAAAUGUAUUUUAACCAAUUUUUUUGUUUGUGUACAAUUCAAGUCAAGUAAACUAUAAAAAAAUAACCAUUUGUCUGACA